GGCAAAAGUACAAAACUGAAAUAUUAGUUUUGUUGUUACUACCGUAGUAUUUCAUUUCAAGUCGAUAAUGACCAUUUUUUCGUGCAAACAGCACAUUUUUAGCUUGUUUCGGUUCCUGUGUUAGGUUUUAUAGCCUUGGUUUACUUUUGUCAGAUUUACAAAAGUUACGUACGAGGUACAGAAAGGAAAGAGUUGUCACCUCAGCCUCUCCUGCCAGAUCAACAUGACGCAGUCGUUUUCGCCACCAAACAGUCCUUCGCAGAAACUCACCCAGACUUUCGGUACGUACCGUUCGGAGUCUUCGUCAUCCAUUUAUAGCACGUUAUCAGACCGCCAUUUGCCACCCUUUUCGGACCCAAACUCACAGACGGACCCGGGACAGACGUUUUACAUACUUGUUGCCUCGGAUUGUCAUCUGGGUUAUGCUGACCGAGAUGAAAUGCGCAGAAUAGAUUCCUUCCAGUCGUUUGAGGAAGUUCUGGAUACUGCAGUAGAACAGGAUGUGGAUUUCGUGCUUCUGGGUGGCGAUCUGUUCCACGAGAACAAACCAUCCCGUUUCGCGGCUCAACAGUGUGCGAACCUGCUGCGACAUUACUGUAUGGGAGACAGGAAGACAAGCGUCCAGUUGGUUAGCGAUCCCGAAGUCAAUUUUGCCCACAUGGCUCCCAUGUUCCGACGGUUAAACACGAAGGAUCCGGAUUUGAAGAUUUCCCUGCCCGUAUUCUCCAUCCACGGAAACCACGAUGAUCCUAGUGGAUCGCGAUAUUUGAGUGAGCUGGAUCUCUUGCACACUUACGGACUGGUUAACUACUUCGGAAAAGUUGAGAAUAUUGAGGAAAUCGAAAUUGAGCCCUUGUUGUUCAAGAAGGGUCGCUCGAAAUUGGCCAUUUACGGACUCGGAAGUAUUCGAGAUGAGCGGCUACAUCGUGCACACAUCCAUGGCAAAGUGAAGUUCGUAGAGCCACCUGGUGGACCGGAGCAGUGGUUCGAUGUUUUCAUUUUGCACCAGAAUCGCCCCUCUCUCCGCGGUGGUACCAACUACAUUCCCGAAACAUUCAUACCGGAUUGGAUGGAUUUAGUGAUCUGGGGACACGAGCAUGAUCCCAUUCAUAUUCCGGAAAAGAGUAAAGUGAGACGCUGCGACAUACUUCAGCCCGGCAGCACUGUGGCGACGUCGAUGAGCGACGGGGAAAAGAAGCAGAAAUACUGCUAUCGGUUGGAAGUGUGUGGAGGGAAGUAUCGCACGGAUCCGAUUCCGUUGAAAACAGUGCGUCCUUUUGUUAUGGAAGAUAUUGAUCUGAAAUUGGCUGGGUUAAAAAAAGAUGACAUUACACUGGGAACUAUCCGUGCUGAUGUCGAGAAGUAUCUGACUAAACGAAUGGAACGCAUCAUCCGGCAUGUGGAAAUUAAUCGCGGGGAAAAACAACCAAAAGAACCGCUUGUGCGUUUACGUGUCGACUUCGGCAACAUUGAGCCUUUGAAUCCGAUUUUGUUUGGACAAAAGUUUGUCGGUCGGGUUGCCAAUCCGCGUGACAUAAUAUUACCAGUGAAGUCCAAGGAAAAAGUGCCUGCGAAGGAUAAGAAUCUGGGUAAAGCAGUUUAUAAACCGACCAUCGUGCUUGAUACCGUUUCGAUCGAAGAUCUUGUGGUGGAUUAUUUCGUGGCCAAGUCGGACGAGAUGGUUUUGUUUGAUCCAAAAUUGCUUACGGAAGCAUUGCGCGAGUUCGUUCAAAGCGACGAUAAAGAUGCAGUCAUGGAUAUGUAUGAAUUCCAAAAAGGGCGCGUCGAAGAGUACCUAUCCGAGAUGGGAGAGACCGGUUUCGAAUCAAAAGAUCUGCGCGGAAAUGUGCUGAAGUACCAUACUGAGCAUUCGGACAUUCCGGCCUGUAUCAAAGAUUUCCGAGAUUGGCGGGCAGCUAAUAAAAAACCUGUCAAGAAGCCAGCCGCUGCUGCCAGAGGACGGGGACGAGGGCGCGGAGGAGCCACCACUGCGACGCAGUCGCCACCUCGUCGGCGCAAAGCGAAAGUGGAAGAAAUAACGAUUGAUGAUGAUGAUAGCGAAGAGGAAUACGUCCCUAGUAGCAGCAGAACAGCACGUGGUGGUCGUGGAGGACGAUCGCGAGCUGCAAGUCAAACUGCGUCCACGCCUUCGUCACGCUUACCUGCUGCUGCUAGAGCCAGAGAAGGACGUGGUGCAGGAUCUCGAAAACUUACAGAAUAUUUUGAUGUCACUUAGUAUUUCCACAUUGAUUUCUUUUUCGUGUAAUGAAUUAUGGUGUUCUUGUUCUAGUGUGAGAACUACUAUUGUGUUUUUGUAUAGUCUGUACAUACGAGAAUUAGGAAUCUGGAAUAAUCAGCUUAUUGUGUUCCGUUAUAUUGCGUCGAGUUUUUAUUGCUUCGUUGCUGUUAGCCGACUCGAGAAUAAAAAUAAUUAAACUG
This is a messenger RNA of Paramacrobiotus metropolitanus, 2439 nucleotides long. Its product is annotated as double-strand break repair protein MRE11-like. Gene Ontology annotation, cellular component: nucleus; Mre11 complex. The record is from RefSeq and is a predicted model, not a curated record. Bases 224 to 2236 code for a protein of 670 amino acids. The transcript is spliced from 3 exons. Gene Ontology annotation, biological process: meiotic DNA double-strand break formation; double-strand break repair via nonhomologous end joining; mitotic intra-S DNA damage checkpoint signaling. Lineage: Eukaryota; Metazoa; Tardigrada; Eutardigrada; Parachela; Macrobiotidae. Gene Ontology annotation, molecular function: manganese ion binding; DNA endonuclease activity; 3'-5'-DNA exonuclease activity.